Salvia hispanica is the source of this 1467-nucleotide messenger RNA. NCBI's taxonomy places the organism in Eukaryota, Viridiplantae, Streptophyta, Magnoliopsida, Lamiales, Lamiaceae. The record is from RefSeq and is a predicted model, not a curated record.
AUGAAGAUGAAGGUGAAGGUGGUGAUGCGGAAGCUAGUGAAACCAUGUAAGCCUACUCCGCCACAUCUCGGCCACUACAAAAUCUCUCUUUUAGACCAAAUCAACCCGGCCGUCAAUCACUCUAGAAUCCUCUAUUAUUCAUGUAAUGAUGGAAAAUCAAAAUGUGUUUUGCUCGAAGAAUCAAUGGCUCAAAUUCUGUCCAACUUCUACCCACUAGCAGGGAGGUUCAACAAGGAGAAACAACACGUGGAUUGCAACGACCAAGGCGCUCUCUUUUCGACCGCUCAAGUCAAUGCGGAUCUCUCUCUCAUCCUGACCAGCCACGUGGAUCCCCAGCACCAGAACCACCUACUCCCAGUAGACGCUUCUGCUGCUGAUGGGCCCACCCAUCCAAUCCUCGCCGUCCAAAUCAACAAGUUUCAAUGCGGGGGUUUGGCCAUCGCUGUAUGCCUUUCGGUCGUCGAUUCUGCCUCCUUCUCCUCAUUCCUCGCGGCCUGGGCCACGGCCGCAGAGACCACCGGAAAACUACUAAUUCAGCCCUAUUUCGACCACCACUCCUACUUCCCCGCCGAGAAUCCUCCUCCCCACGACGACGGACCUAACGAAAACAUCAUCGCCGAGCGCUACGACAGCAAAGCCAUAAAGAAACUCCGUCAGCGCCUCACAACGUCCGAGCCCCCUCUCUCAAGGGUGGUCGCCAUCUCCACCUUCCUCGUCCAGGCCCUCCUCCGCCGGGAGCCCCGAGCCGCCCUCGUGGGGCAGCUCAUCAAUAUUCGGGAAAGAACUGUCCCGCCCGUGCCAAAGCACGCUUUUGGCACGUGGCUUUCCGGUUCUUUCCUCGACAUAGCCGCAGAAGACGCUGAAGGCGGGAAUUUUCCUGCCUUGGCGUCACGGAUCCGCGACUGCGCGCGGGUGCUCGGGGACAAGGAGUUUGGGCGGAAAUUGCUGGUCGACAAUUUCUUGGAUGCUAGCAAGAAAGGCGAAACCGACGAUUGUAAGGUGAUAUGGUGUACGGAUUUCUCAAAAUUUGGCGAUUACGAGCUGGAUUUUGGGUUCGGAAAGCCCGACUGGGUGAGCGUAGGGGUAAUGCCGCUCAUGGAUUAUGUAAUUAUGCUAAACAACAGAAGCAACGACGGUAUUGAAGCGUGGGUGUGUUUGCAAGAAUGUGACAUGCAAUUUUUCCGACAGGAUAAAGAGAUUCUCCGGCUCAGUGCAGGAAAAGAUGUACAUACUGUUAGAGAAGAUGGCAAAGGUGAUCCGGCCACUGUGUGCAAUGUGAAGUUGUCGAGUCUUGAUGAGCAAUGCGUGAGUGCAGCAUGUGGUGCACGAGAGAAACCAAUCAACAAUCUCACACGAGCUGAACUUGUGAAUGUGCCAAAGGUGACAACUAAGGUGGAGGACCACCCUUGUAUUAGGAGAGACGUGUUGAUCAAAGGACUGAAGAAGAAAGAUGUUUUGCAGAGUUAG